This is a messenger RNA of Brachypodium distachyon (stiff brome), 2561 nucleotides long. Its product is annotated as transcription factor MYB3R-2. Gene Ontology annotation, cellular component: nucleus. The transcript is spliced from 9 exons. The record is from RefSeq and is a predicted model, not a curated record. Bases 297 to 2009 code for a protein of 570 amino acids. Lineage: Eukaryota; Viridiplantae; Streptophyta; Magnoliopsida; Poales; Poaceae. Gene Ontology annotation, molecular function: DNA-binding transcription factor activity, RNA polymerase II-specific; RNA polymerase II cis-regulatory region sequence-specific DNA binding. Gene Ontology annotation, biological process: regulation of DNA-templated transcription.
UUCCUCUUCCCCAUCCUUCAACGGGCGAGGUUUUUUGAAAGCAUCCUCUCCUCUCCAUCAAUAACUGCCCCGACACCCAACGGAAGCCGCAGAGAGAGAAGGGGGAUAAAAAGCUUGCUCUUUUACACCCUCCUAGGGUUCCGAGCCACCGUUCCCUCACUCGCUUCGCGCCAUCUCCCGCCAGGCAGCCCUCCUAUCGAUUCACCCUCCCAACCCCCGAUUCGGUCCCCCAAUCGCUCGAUCUGGGAUGUGCUAGAUUCGUUGUCGUGGUGAUGAAGGGGUGUUUGUGGCGGUAGAUGAGGGCCAUGGCGGAGGUUGAGCACGAGGGCUGCGUGGAGAACCGGCAGCCUCUUGCGGCGUCGAGCUCGUCGGUGUCGGACGGGAGCAGCUAUGGCGUUGGGCUCGCGCGGAUGUCCCCACCGGUGUCUAGCUCGGUGAAUUCCAUCUCCGGUCUUAGGCGAACAAGUGGGCCCAUAAGGAGAGCUAAGGGUGGCUGGACACCGCAAGAGGAUGAAACAUUGCGGAAGGCAGUUCAAGCAUUCAAGGGUAGAAGCUGGAAGAAAAUAGCUGAGUUCUUUCCGGAUAGGACGGAAGUACAAUGUUUGCAUCGAUGGCAAAAGGUUCUUAAUCCUGAACUUAUCAAAGGUCCUUGGACUCAAGAGGAAGAUGAUAAAAUUAUUGCACUUGUAAAGGAGUAUGGGCCAACAAAAUGGUCUGUAAUAGCAAGGUCACUACCUGGACGUAUAGGCAAACAAUGUCGAGAGAGGUGGCAUAAUCAUCUGAAUCCAGACAUAAAGAAAGAUGCUUGGACUGCUGAGGAGGAACGGGCACUCAUUAAUGCUCAUCAGACAUAUGGGAAUAAAUGGGCAGAAAUAGCAAAAGUCCUUCCUGGAAGGACUGAUAAUUCUAUAAAGAAUCAUUGGAAUAGUUCUGUGAGAAAGAAGUUAGACGUCUAUAGCACCAGCAAGAUUCUGGCGGUUCCAAGACUAGUUGGUCAUAAUGACUUUAAGGAUAAACCGAAGCCGGUGGCAAAUGAGGGCCAUCUCGAUCUGAACAAAGUGGCCAUCGUCAGUUCAAAAGACAUACCUGAAACAGCUCAGCGUUCUAAUCUUAACCAUGUCAACGACUGCUCAGGGUUCCUCUCCCUUUCUAUUUUACCAACUGAUCAGCCACUAACUUCAUAUGAAGUGUCAUCAGUGGUUGAUGGUUCUGCUGUUACAUUAGCAGUACAAGGUCUGGAAAGUGAUUCUGUCCGUGAAAAGGGCUUGGAAAUUCUCUCUGUUCAUGAGAAGGGACUUGAGGCUGAUUCCACACUAGAUACCCUGGCAGAGUCUGGUACCACUCAGCUAGAAUCUGUACCAGCCAAAGGUGAGGAACCAUCUUUGAAGAAUGAGGCGCAGUCUAGCCUUGGCCCUCUUUGUUACCAGAUUCCUAACAUGGAAGAUGUAGCCCCUGUGACUUCCCCACUCUUUUCUGAACAUCAUACUAUGCAUCAGACAUCUGAACAUUGCAGGGAUGUGGUACUGUCACCCAAUGGUUGUACUACUCCCGCUAAGGGAACAAUAUCAAGCCAGUUAAGUGUUGAUUCAAUAUUGAAGAGUGCUGCUGACAGCUUUCCAAGUACUCCUUCAAUCUUGAGACGGAGAAAACGGGAUAAAUCAACACCUGCCAGCGAUUUGAGGUUUGGUGGAUUGAACACUGAUAGCUUUUACACCCCUGCUGGGAAGCGACCUACUACAGAUACCCCAGAGUCAUUUAAAACUGCAUCAUUUUUGUCACUGGGAUCUCUUGAUCAGUUAUCGGCUUCUGUAAGGAGCUUUGAUGUUUCACCUCCAUACCGGAUAAGGUCAAAGAGAACGGCUGUCACAAGAACAGUUGAGAAGCAACUAGAUUUUUCAGCAGAUGAAUUGGGUACUUGUGGUUCUAAGAUUCUAGACUCCCCUUGCCAGAAUUCUCUAAACACUAAUUCUUUCACUGAUGCUCCAAUGAUGGAAGGAAACAAAACUUAAUUGACAUGCUAUUGAGCCGGAAUCUUUAACCAAGAACAUGGCAUGUAUGACCAAUUUGGGUGUAACUAAUCCUGUAAUGUGCAGGAGCUAAUGUCUAUCUGAUGAAGUAUGACAGUUGAUAAGAAUGCCUUCAAAGCUCACUGACGAGCUCGACUCUGAUGAGAACUGAUAUCAAACACAACUCUUGGAGGAAAAAGACUUGCGCAAUUGGAUCGAAGCACUGAAGAGAAAAGGGCUAUCAAUGCGUUGCCCUUAACCAGGAUGUACAAACACGGCCUCUAAAUUUAUUGACACCUAUAGAAGACCAUUUUGCUUGUUGCAGUUUGUGUACUCGCAGAUAGGGAGUCAGACUGUAGAAGCCCACCAAAACUGUGUAGAAAGAUAAAACAUAGCGUUAAUAGAAACUCAUAGCUGAAUAAAGUGUUCUCAUUGGAAGGGAUGUCAGGUCUAUUCUUCUCUGUAAUAACAAAGCUUUGUUUUACUGGCCAAAAUCUGGCCAUUGUUUGUCAAGAAACUUUAUAUGACAAGCAUCAGGCUUGAUCUGACGAUUGA